AUGUUUUCAGCAAGGGACCUUCUCGCGACUCCAAGCCACGAAGGCUUAUCGUACGUCGUCGACCAACUCUUCAAGCCUGAAGAAACCUACGAGUGUCAAAGCGCGCAAGCUCUGUACAAGUUCUGCGUCACCAACUUCUCAAACUGCUUAACCCUAAUGCUUCUCAACGUGUAUCUACACUCUUCCGACGACCUCAACAGAUUCAGAGCGAUCUGUCUCCUCUCCGAAACUCUCACCUGUUUAAGAAACCUCAGCUCCGAACUCUCUCUCGUGGCACUUGAUGUUAUAAAGCCUCUUCUUGUUUCUUGCUUGACAAUGCCAGAAGCAAGGAAACCUGACACCAAGAUGUUAAGAAGAAUCGUUUCUUGCGUAGCAAGAAACGUUGUGGAGGUGGAUCGUAACGGGUGGGACGAGCUUGGAGAUUGUAUGCUUACACUCGUGAACACUGAUCCUCUUAGGGCUUUCAAUAUCUUCCUAGACUUGCCUUUACUCGGUGAUGGAUUCUUGAACCGGUUCUUGAAAGAUCUUGUUGAAGAAAUCGAUGAGGUGUUGCUUAACCCUGAGAAAGAUAGAGACAACGAAGAGUAUUGGACUCUGGCUCUUGAAACUUCGGUUAAACUUGGGAUUCAGCUUUCGGAUUCAAAAACGGGUUUUGAUUUGGCGAGGGAGAUUCUUGGCACUGUUUUCAAGUCAGCUGAUAAUCUUGUGAUGCACGGUAAAGAAGAGUUUCUGCAACGAGGGCUUGCUCAUCUCGUGAAGUUCCUUGCGCAAGACGUUAACAUGUGUAGAUACAGUAGAAACCAAUGCGAAUUUGUGUCAGAGUUUGCGUUUAAUAUCUUAGGGAUCGGAAAACACACACACGGGGCUGCAAGGAAGAUCUAUCAGAUGGUUACAAAACUAGAGAACUCUGUUUGCAACCAAGCCUUCAAACUCAGCGACUCUGUAGUUGAGAACCAAGGGUUUGACCUAGACUUGUACAACAAGUUAAAUACCUUAUCUGCAUUGGAAAUCUUGAGAAUGGUUGCAUCAACUACGAUGGAUGACAAGUCCAGAGAGAUAGCAGUGGGAAGACUCCACUAUUUACUCUGUGACCACACUUCAAAUAGAGCCAAGAUUGAUGUUUCAGAGAUGAGACAGAUGAAGAAACCGCUCAUGUCUUGCCUCACUGAGGUUGGAGUUCCGGAGAACACGUUCAAGCUUCUCGGCAAGGUGGUGUUUCACGUUGCACUUGAGUUAUUGUGCUACCAAGAGGAUAGAUGGUUUGACCUAUGGGACUAUAUAGCAGCAGAAUGUGAAUCAGAGUUCGAAAGAACAGCUUAUAUCUUCCAGUGUUUAACAAUGAUGGUUAAUGAUAAAGAGUAUGUGAUUCCUGCGGUUAAUAAUCUUCUCCCAGAGAUAAGGAGAAGGUUAAUAAACUCACCAGGAGAGUUGUUGGUGGAUAACAGUGGCUGGGUGUUGGCGUUUGUUAGUGGGUUCUGUGCUGCUAUUCACUUGUUCGAGAGUGACAUUGAUACAGCUGAUGAGAUUUUAGAUAAGAUGGUGGACUCAGUGAGGGAGCUUGUGGAAAGAGACAUGGAAGUGGGGCUUGUGAGGAGAGGUUUCAGAGAUCUUGAAAGCAUUGUGAAGAAACAGGUGGAGUCGUAUAAUGCUGAUGAGUACAAAUUGGUCAAGGAUUUGCUUUGGGAGCUAUAUGAGAUCAAAGGGCUGAGAAUGGAAAGUAAGAUGGUUUUGUGGAGAAUCAAUGUGUUUCUUGAGAAGGGUACCCAAUUUGAUAAAGAGUUUCCAGAGAGUUUCACACAGUAA
Eruca vesicaria subsp. sativa (arugula) is the source of this 1803-nucleotide messenger RNA. The record is from the annotation of a GenBank genome assembly. Lineage: Eukaryota; Viridiplantae; Streptophyta; Magnoliopsida; Brassicales; Brassicaceae.